CCUGUGAGACUAUGCGAGUCUGUAAUUUAUUCGGCAACACUGGCUGUUUGUAAACGCUGCGCUUGUUGCCAACUUCCCGUCAGUCAUUUUGUUGUUUGUUCUGAUUUAUUCGGUGGAUAGUUUUUCAGUCUUUGAAAUCGUCGAAAAUCUUUGUCAUCGAAAUCGGUCAAGCAAAGUGACAUAAUGAGUUCUGGAAUGCCUGAAUUAGGCUCCAAAAUAAGCCUAAUAUCGAAAGCUGACAUUCGUUACGAAGGCCGACUUUUUACUGUCGAUCCUCAGGAAUGUACUAUCGCCUUGGCUAGCGUGCGUUCAUUUGGCACGGAGGAUCGAGAGACUCAAUAUCCGGUAGCACCUCAAAGCCAAGUAUAUGACUACAUUCUGUUCCGUGGUUCUGACAUCAAGGAUAUCAGGGUGCUAAAUAAUGUUCCUUCAAUGCCCAAUGAUCCUGCCAUUAUGCAGAUGUCUGUACCCCCAACUCUGGGUACUGGACCAGCUCCUGGGCAGUAUGUGGGGCAGUUUAACCAUCCAGUUGUUGGACAAACUCCAUAUCCUCAGUAUCAUCCAAUGGCUGGCUUUCCAAGUGGAGUUCACAACCAGCUCAACAAGACGAGUGAGUUGUCUCCUCAACAAUCUGUGGAACUGGCAUCACAAGCUCAGCCUGUAACGGCUCCAAUUGGUUCUGGAGUGAACCACCACUCCAACCAAGUGAAAGACCAAGGCUCAAUGCUUGACCUCAUUGGUGGAGGAUCCCAACAAAAUGCAUCUCGGUCAGGUACACCUGCUGUCGGUGUUCAUAGGAAAAGUCCAACAGCUGACCAAAGCAUUCAGGUUGGUACAGGCGCUGGCAGCUCAGGUCAACAACGGGAUAGCAGACGCGGGAGCAACAACACUGCACAGCAACAACAGCAGCAGCAGCAGCAACAACAAAAGGGCCAGCAACGCAAUCGUACCAACUCACGCAACCGACAACGUUUUCCGAGUGGCACGAAUCAGCAGCAACCCCAUCAACCACUACAACAACAACAACAACAACAACAACCUCAGCAACAGAAUAUGCAACACCAACCUAGACCUCAGCAUCACAAUCAUCAAGGGUUUUUUGAUGGACAAAACUUUAAUCGUGGAGGAUGGCGAGGCAGGCCACGUGGACGUGGCCGUGGUGGAUUCAUACCUCGAAACAAGAACACACUCAAGUUCGACAAUGAUUAUGAUUUUGAACAGGCCAAUACUGAAUUUGAAGAACUGAGGAAUCAACUUGCCAAAACUAAGAUCAGUGAAGGAGAUGUAAAAGUUGAGGGAACAGUAGAAGUGGACAAGAAAGACGAUUCUGGCAACGAAACGGGUGCCGGCGAACCUGAAGUCGAGGAAGAUUCGUCUUUCACUGGCUAUGACAAGACCAAGAGCUUCUUUGACAACAUAUCCUGUGAGGCUGUUGAGAGGUCAAAGGGGAGGUCUCAGCGGACGGAUUGGCGUACGGAGCGUAAGCUGAACUCAGAGACGUUUGGCGUAGCGUCGGCGCGGCGCGGGGCCUGGCGCCCUCGCGCGUCGUGGCGUCAUCCCGCGCACCACAACCAACACAAUCAACAUAACCAACAGUACGCGCAUCACCACUACCAGCAGCAACAUGCCUGGCGCUCCAACCGCGGUGCGCGCUCUCGGCCCUCCACCAGCACCGCCGCGCCGGAACAGUCUGCACCAGGUACUGUUACCCAGUCUACACACUAUACGAAAUAUGUCUCAAGUUGAUAUCUUCUCAUUAGAUAGUUUGAUGAAUUGUUUCCUCCUUCUUCUUUUUUGAUUGUCUUUGUGGGCAGACGAGCAUACGGUCCUAAUGGUGAGUGGUUACCGUCGCCCAUGGACUUCAGCAAUGCCAGGGGCAGAGCCAAGCCACUGCCUAUGAAGCGUUAUGAGCUGCUUGCUCGUGCUUUGCUCAUUUAGUGCAAAGUUGCAAGAUUAGUUUAGUGGAUCAGCAUUUAAUCUCUGUGACUCUGGCCUUUACCAUCUUCUGCCAUCUUGUCCUACAAAUAGGGCGCACGAGAACUCUGUAAGAGGUUCAGGUCCCAGCCCAAGAAAAAAAAAGGCUGAACUGUAUCCAUGUGUAGUUACUACCGUUCUGCUUAUUUCCAAUAUAGAUAGAUACAUAGUGGCGUUCAUGCUGUAAAGUAUAGCGGCUCCAGUAAUUAUUUAAUAUUUCAUCUAGAACAAACAAAUAAAAAAGUAUUGGCUUUUCAUGAAAUUUUUAUAAAAUUGUAAAAUUUUGUAAGUAAGCAAAGUAAAAAAAAUAUUAUAUUAUCAUUUUACAAUAUUGCAAAUCUCUUUGCAUUUUGCUAAGUUUAAAGAUGAGUGAUAAGAAUUCAAAUGCAAGAAAGUCAAAGGCUAUGAAGUUUCUGUAACUCUUUAUUUGUCUUAAACUUUCAAAUUCUCCCAUUCUUUGUUACAGCUAAGUAGAAAAGGGGAUGAGAAGACUACAAGACAGAAUCUUAAUUUAUUAUCGCGAGGACUUAUCACAAAUGGAAAAGUAACGGAAAAGUUCGAGUUGGUGAAAAAAGUGUUGAUCGAAUAUGACUGUGCGUGUGUGCUAUGUAUGUCACUACGGGAAAUAAUACUACUGAAAGGUUUUUAAGAUGGUGGAACAUUUUUUGGUGUGAUAGUGUUGUAUCCAAUUUAAUGGAAGGAAUGAGAAAGAAAUUCCCGUAAGCAUACAAUAGAUUAUUUCGGCCGAGAGAGCUCACAAGUAGAGUUUUGUAAGGAUAGAAAUGCUGUGGGCGAUCAUUGUCCGUUGAACUGAAUUUUGGCAUCAAAAUUGUGUGUUAUUGUCAAGGUUAUUGACCAACAUGAUGCUAGGAUGUAACUCAUGUGAUAUCAGAUGUCAAUAUUCUGUGGUGAGAAGGAAAACAUAAAAUGCCUCUCAACUUGUAAAUUACACCAAUGUCAUGUAAUUUCUUGCAUAGUGUACUGAUUAAUAUGAUUUAGCGCCCAAUGAAAUGUAUUUUCAUAAAGCUUCUCACCUAUUUGUGCAUUUGUGCCUAUAAUUGUUAGAUUAUUGAACGUUUUUAUUGAUUAAGCGUCAUUGCUCUUCCAUUUUUAUUUUAAAAAGCAAUGACGAUUAAAGCAGCGGUCCUACUAAUUUGAGAAAGAAUCCUUAAUGUGGGUGACUUAAAAGUUUAAUUGCCGUUUAGUUGUUUAUAGAUUGUAGUUAAAUAAAAUGUGAUGGUAGGGCUGCUGAUGCGGUCUCCAGUGACGCCAGCGCGGCUCACCAGGGUUACUACCAAAUCUCUCAGCGCGCUUUGAUUUGCGUCGCGUGUUUGUAUUCGUAAUCAAACAGUGAAGUGUUCCAAAGUUUUUAUCACAUUAAAUUUUAAUUGUAAAUCUAUUUAUGCUAGAAAAGGACAAAAAAAAUUUAAUAUCACUUUGAACAUUGUUAGUUUUCAUAAAAGAUGUGUAAAAAUAAAAUAGAGCAGCAGGGGUCCUUUUCAUGCUGAUAUCAGUUUGACAAAAGAUGUGGUAUUUGUAAAAUCUGUUUCUCAAAACUGUACCUGGUGAUUGUAUUAUUAUGAAAAUAUACAUUUACUACAAAUCUUUCAAA
Messenger RNA from Bombyx mori (domestic silkworm), 3586 nucleotides. Its product is annotated as protein LSM14 homolog car-1. The record is from RefSeq and is a predicted model, not a curated record. The coding region runs from base 184 to 1746 and encodes 520 amino acids. The transcript is spliced from 7 exons. NCBI's taxonomy places the organism in Eukaryota, Metazoa, Arthropoda, Insecta, Lepidoptera, Bombycidae. Gene Ontology annotation, cellular component: P-body. Gene Ontology annotation, molecular function: mRNA binding. Gene Ontology annotation, biological process: cytoplasmic stress granule assembly; P-body assembly.